Ostertagia ostertagi is the source of this 423-nucleotide messenger RNA. Lineage: Eukaryota; Metazoa; Nematoda; Chromadorea; Rhabditida; Trichostrongylidae. The record is from the annotation of a GenBank genome assembly.
AUGUGGACGGACACUGAGGUCAGGAAGCUAUCAAUUUAUCGGCUGUUGAAUCACAUUAAUCUCUUGGACUUCGGCCAACUAUUAUGCCACUUCAUCAGUGGAUUUUUCCUUAUAUAUCCUGAAAUUAUUAAACGCUCACCCUUUUUCUCAAGCUUUGUUGGAUCGACGGUCAACAGUUUAUGGCAAGCAAUGUUUCCCUACAUCUGUGUGCUAUCCGUAAGCCGUAUUCUGAUAAUCAAAAAGAAAGUGGAUCCCGAAAAGUCUAUCCUACCUCUACUGGUAGUCUUGGUGAUUGGAUGGACAUUCAGCAUUUCUGUGUGGAUAUGGUCAUGGUUCGGCAUGGCGUUCGUGUUUGGAAAAGUCGGAUGGCAAUACGACUACGCUAUGUGGAGUUCACGUUAUCUGAACGUAUGCAUAUGCUAA